CCCUUCCCGUGACCCGGCACUGAUUCCCCGUAAGGGCAGCUCAGCAUUACAUACGUGACACUUUUAAAUGUCCCUCCCGUCAAAUCGCGAAGUUUCUGGGUUACGUCUAGUGUGGUAAAGCGAUAAUCGGGACUUUCCCUGCUCGCCUGUCCCAGCUGGCUAUAUAAGCGCUCGGCUCAGUCGGAUGUUUCAGGUGUUGGACUCACAAAGAAAGCAAACAUGGUGUUGGCCGACCUGGGAAGGAAGAUCACCUCGGCGCUGCGAUCUCUCAGCAAUGCAACGAUCAUCAACGAGGAGGUUUUAAAUGCUAUGCUGAAAGAAGUAUGUGCUGCUCUGUUAGAAGCAGAUGUAAACGUCAAACUCACCUUCCAUCUCAGAGAAAAUGUCAAAGCUGCAAUUGAUUUUGAGGAAAUGGCCUCUGGCCUUAACAAAAGAAGAAUGAUUCAGCAUGCAGUUUUCAAAGAACUUGUAAAGCUUGUUGAUCCAGGAGUCAAAGCUUGGACUCCAACUAAAGGCAAAAGUAACAUCAUCAUGUUUGUCGGAUUGCAGGGUAGUGGAAAAACAACAACUUGCACAAAGCUUGCCUACUACUACCAAAAGAAAGGCUGGAAGACGUGUUUGAUCUGUGCAGAUACUUUCAGAGCAGGUGCUUUUGAUCAGCUGAAGCAAAAUGCAACAAAAGCCAGAAUUCCCUUUUAUGGCAGUUACACGGAAAUGGAUCCAGUGGUUAUUGCUAGUGAAGGUGUGGAAAAAUUCAAAAACGAAAACUUUGAAAUCAUCAUUGUUGAUACCAGUGGUCGUCAUAAACAAGAGGACUCGCUUUUUGAGGAAAUGCUUCAAGUGUCCAAUGCUGUGCAACCAGACAAUGUUGUAUAUGUGAUGGAUGCUUCUAUUGGUCAAGCUUGUGAGGCACAAGCCAAAGCUUUCAAGGAAAAAGUUGACGUAGCUUCUGUAAUUGUUACCAAGCUGGAUGGACAUGCCAAAGGUGGUGGUGCUCUCAGCGCUGUUGCUGCUACCAAAAGUCCAAUUAUUUUUAUUGGAACAGGGGAGCACAUUGAUGACUUUGAGCCCUUUAAAACACAACCAUUUAUCAGCAAACUUCUUGGAAUGGGAGACAUAGAAGGUUUGAUUGACAAAGUCAAUGAACUUAAACUUGAUGACAAUGAGGAACUGAUAGACAAGUUAAAACACGGCCAGUUUACAUUGAGAGAUAUGUACGAGCAGUUUCAAAAUAUUAUGAAAAUGGGACCUUUUAGCCAGAUUAUGGGAAUGAUCCCAGGAUUUGGAACAGACUUUAUGACAAAAGGUAAUGAGCAAGAAUCAAUGGCCAGGCUGAAAAAGUUGAUGACAAUAAUGGACAGCAUGAACGAUCAAGAGCUGGACAAUAAGGAUGGCGCCAAGCUCUUUAGUAAACAGCCAAACCGAAUUCAGAGAGUGGCCAGAGGAGCAGGAGUUUCCACUCGGGACGUACAAGAACUUUUGACUCAGUACACCAAAUUUGCUCAAAUGGUGAAAAAAAUGGGUGGUAUUAAGGGACUCUUUAAAGGAGGUGAUAUGUCAAAGAAUGUAAAUCCAUCACAAAUGGCAAAAUUAAAUCAACAGAUGGCCAAAAUGAUGGACCCCCGCGUUCUUCAUCACAUGGGUGGCAUGGCCGGCCUUCAGUCAAUGAUGAGACAGUUUCAGCAAGGAGCUGCUGGCAACAUGAAAGGAAUGAUGGGAUUCAACAACAUGUGAAAAAGCCUUUGGGGGGGUGGGAAAGACUACGCUUUUAUUUUUCUUUUUUGGUAAAAUGGGAAAAAGCCUGUUAUUUUUUUAGAGCUCUGUUCUAAAAAAUCACGGGUUUACAUCGAAUUCCUCUCUAGCCCCCACAAAGAAGCAACCUACCGCCAUUCUCAAACCAGGACAAAGUACCCAAAUGGAAAGACGCCCCCUUUAUUUUUGGUCAACUCCAGAAAAAACAAAUAGGAAAAGUCCUGUUUUGUGAUUUAGAGAAGGAGAAACCCCUGCCAUGACGGAGCGAACGCGUGUCCAGCCGCGUUUUUGUCUCAACUUCUCAAAGUGAUUCCCAUUCACCAAAGGAAAUCCUGGAUCAUUGCUCACCUGAGGACAUCUUCCUUAUUUUAAUUCUCGGACUUCAUCAGGUUAAGCGUCACCUGAGCAGUUGGAAGGUAAAACACAAAUCGCUAGUCGCCUGUGACUGCUGUGCAUCACUGUAAAUUACUUUUAGAACAUCCUUUUUGAAAAAUGUAAUCGUAAAAGUGAAACCUUCUUCUAUUUGUUUAAGCUUAUGAAAUUAUUUAAUAAUUAUAAAGUUUGCUGUAUGGCCAGCCUGUAAUUUGGAUCAUUUUUGUAAAUUUUUUUUUUU
Messenger RNA from Polypterus senegalus (gray bichir), 2365 nucleotides. It is a transcript of the gene srp54, whose product is annotated as signal recognition particle 54. The transcript has 16 exons. NCBI's taxonomy places the organism in Eukaryota, Metazoa, Chordata, Cladistia, Polypteriformes, Polypteridae. Gene Ontology annotation, cellular component: signal recognition particle, endoplasmic reticulum targeting; cytosol. Bases 220 to 1734 code for a protein of 504 amino acids. Gene Ontology annotation, biological process: SRP-dependent cotranslational protein targeting to membrane; SRP-dependent cotranslational protein targeting to membrane, translocation. The record is from RefSeq and is a predicted model, not a curated record. Gene Ontology annotation, molecular function: ATP hydrolysis activity; GTPase activity; GTP binding.